This is a messenger RNA of Mesitornis unicolor (brown roatelo), 716 nucleotides long. RefSeq names its product oxysterol binding protein-like 3 (gene OSBPL3). Gene Ontology annotation, molecular function: cholesterol binding. Gene Ontology annotation, cellular component: intracellular membrane-bounded organelle; plasma membrane; perinuclear endoplasmic reticulum. The annotation marks the transcript as partial. The transcript is spliced from 6 exons. The record is from RefSeq and is a predicted model, not a curated record. Lineage: Eukaryota; Metazoa; Chordata; Aves; Mesitornithiformes; Mesitornithidae.
AUGUAAGAUGGAAAAACAAAUUCUGGGGAAAGUCCAUGGAAAUUGUUCCAGUUGGUACAACACACGUAACUCUUCCAGCUUUUAAAGACCAUUUUGCAUGGAACAAGGUGACAUCUUGCAUCCAUAACAUCUUAAGCGGGCAAAGAUGGAUUGAACACUAUGGAGAGAUCAUCAUCAAAAAUCUUAACGAUGACACUUGCCACUGUAAACUGACCUUCAUAAAGGCAAAGUAUUGGAAUCCAAAUGCACAUGAGAUUGAAGGCAGUGUCAUGGAUAAAGCCGGAAAAGUUGUGCAUCGACUCUUUGGGAAGUGGCAUGAGAGUUUAUACUGUGGGACAACUUCAUCUUCAAACUGCAUCUGGAGAGCAAAUCCGAUGCCUAAGGAUUAUGAACAGUGGUACGGGUUUACUCAAUUUGCCCUGGAGUUAAAUGAACUGGACCUGCAAACGAGGUCAUUACUCCCAUCUACCGAUACACGUUUUAGGCCAGACCAAAGGUUUCUAGAAGAGGGGAAUAUUGAAGGAGCUGAAAUGCAAAAGCAGAGAAUCGAGCAGCUACAGAGAGAACGACGGAAGGUGCUGGAAGAAAACAACCUGGAGCAUCAGCCUAGAUUUUUCAGGAAAUCCAAUGAUGAUUCCUGGGUGAGCAAUGGAACCUACAUGGACCUUAGAAAAGAACCUGGUUUUUCCAAACUGGACAAUCCUGUCCUGUGGUGA